Mercenaria mercenaria is the source of this 5440-nucleotide messenger RNA. Its product is annotated as V-type proton ATPase subunit B. Lineage: Eukaryota; Metazoa; Mollusca; Bivalvia; Venerida; Veneridae. The record is from RefSeq and is a predicted model, not a curated record. The transcript is spliced from 14 exons. Gene Ontology annotation, molecular function: proton-transporting ATPase activity, rotational mechanism; ATP binding. Gene Ontology annotation, cellular component: proton-transporting V-type ATPase, V1 domain. The coding region runs from base 44 to 1630 and encodes 528 amino acids. Gene Ontology annotation, biological process: ATP metabolic process; proton transmembrane transport.
AUCCUCUCGUGAUAAACGUAUCACAUGAUCAACCAAUGUCAAAAUGGCUGUGAAUAUAAAAAUUAAGGGUGCCACAAACGGUUUGAGCCAACAAGCUGCGCUAAAUGAGCAUAAACUAGCUGUAACACGAGAUUAUAUAUCUCAGCCGAGACUGACUUACAAGACAGUGUCAGGUGUAAAUGGACCUCUGGUCAUUCUAGAUGAAGUUAAGUUUCCAAAAUUUUCUGAGAUUGUAAACUUGACAUUGGCUGAUGGAACUAUACGAAGUGGACAGGUGCUUGAAGUCAGUGGCACUAAGGCAGUUGUACAGGUGUUUGAGGGCACCCAUGGUAUAGAUGCUAAGCACACAACAUGCGAGUUUACAGGUGACAUUCUGAGAGUGCCGGUGUCAGAGGACAUGUUGGGUCGUGUAUUUAAUGGUUCAGGUAAAGCUAUUGAUAAAGGUCCUCCUGUACUGGCAGAAGACUUCCUGGAUAUUCAAGGUCAGCCUAUUAACCCCUGGUCUCGUAUUUACCCCGAGGAAAUGGUACAGACUGGUAUAUCAGCUAUAGACACUAUGAACAGUAUCGCCAGAGGACAGAAAAUUCCAAUCUUCUCAGCUGCUGGUCUACCACAUAAUGAAAUUGCUGCCCAGAUCUGUCGACAGGGAGGUCUCGUCAAACUGCCAGGAAAGAGUGUUAUGGACGAUCAUUCUGACAACUUCGCUAUUGUGUUUGCUGCUAUGGGAGCUAACAUGGAAACAGCUAGAUUUUUCAAACAAGAUUUUGAGGAGAACGGCUCUAUGGAAAAUGUGUGUCUUUUCUUGAACUUGGCCAAUGACCCAACUAUUGAACGUAUUAUCACACCACGUAUUGCAUUAACAACAGCAGAAUUCUUGGCUUACCAAUGUGAAAAACACGUAUUAGUCAUUCUCACAGACAUGAGUUCCUAUGCUGAAGCCUUGAGAGAAGUAUCAGCAGCUAGAGAAGAAGUACCUGGUCGUCGUGGUUUCCCAGGUUACAUGUACACUGAUUUAGCCACCAUCUAUGAGAGAGCUGGUCGAGUUGAGGGUAGAAAUGGAUCAAUUACACAAAUUCCUAUCCUUACUAUGCCAAACGAUGACAUCACUCACCCUAUCCCUGAUUUGACUGGUUAUAUCACAGAGGGACAGAUCUAUGUUGACAGACAGCUUCAUAACAGACAGAUCUAUCCACCAAUCAAUGUGCUUCCAUCACUGUCAAGAUUGAUGAAGUCUGCUAUAGGAGAGGGUAUGACAAGAGAAGACCAUUCUGAUGUAUCAAACCAACUGUAUGCUUGUUAUGCUAUUGGUAAGGAUGUACAGGCCAUGAAAGCUGUGGUUGGAGAGGAGGCUCUGACGCCAGAAGAUUUGCUCUACCUCGAAUUCCUGACUAAAUUUGAGAAAAACUUUAUUUCACAAGGCCAUUACGAGAACAGAACAAUUUUUGAAUCUCUGGAUAUAGGAUGGCAACUUUUGCGUAUCUUCCCUAAGGAAAUGUUAAAAAGAAUUCCAGCAAGUACGCUAGCCAAGUACUACCCGAGAGACGCACAGAAAGCCGCACAAAAAGCCGCAGCAGCGCAGCAGAAACAACCAGAAAAACAACCUCUUCCCGAGCAUAGCACACAGUUAUAGGAAUAUGAACAUUAUUUGUAAAUUAACAAAUUGGCGGACCAUUGUCUUUGCAGACGUUUUGAACAUUAUAUUGUCUUUUGAACAUAUAUUGAAAGAUCAUUGUCUCAAUUUCAAUCUAUUUCACAUGGUUUAUUCAAUCUUAGUGAAGUACAAAAUCUUACAGAAACAUCUUUUUUCAGAAAAUUGUUUAUCGUUAUAUUUAUAUACUGUAGCAUUGACCGUGAAAAAUGCAAAUGCAUUCAGAAUUUUAUUCAGAAUUGUUCUUUAAGCACUUCACACCACCUUGCAAAAUAAAUCAAAAGAUUGUAUAACAAUUGUAUGAGACUUCUACUGUAAGUGCAGAUAUUUAACUGAAAAGUUAAACUUUGUUGGUCAGAUUUUGGUACUACUGCUUUUCCCCUGCAUAUCAGCAAAUGACCGCAUAGGGUGCAGAAUCAAGGAUGAAAACAGCAAAUAAUGCGUAACUUGGAAAUGUAGCUAGAAUUGAUGGAUUCAGUUAAAUGUCUGUUUUUACAGUAUUUGACUUCAUGCAGAACUUGUGAUAUCUAUUCAGCAGAAGUGAGCCUAUUUGUAUAUUUUGGUCUUCUACUUAUUGCUAGUACGACACAUUUAGCUGAAUGCCGUUCAGUUUUAUGUUACGAGAGAUGUAAAUAAUUUCUCUAAAGAAGUUGGUCCGUAGAUACGAAUCUUUCAUAUCAUAUAAAAUGUCAAUAAAUAACGACAUAAUUGCAAUGCAUUUCGAUCUGAAAUUGUUGUUUAAACAUUCCAGUUUAUUUCCGAUUCAAAAUUUGCCAAGUGUUCAUAUAUUUUGACGUAUACUUGUGCCAGUUCACAGGAAUCUAGGUAGUUUCACACACACACAAAAAAAAACAUAAUUAGACUGCAGAAAUUAAAAAGAACUGAUGCAAGUUUAAGUACUUUUGUACUGGCUAUUGUAAUUCAGAAAUCCAGAACCAUGACGUAAUCAUGUAUAUAAGGUCGGAGGCAGAACAGAAAACUCUUUAUCCAGUGAAAUAAAGUGUACUCGAGUUUUCUGUUAAACCUUCGAAAUGUAGGUGUUAUAACUUUGUUAUGGUAACUAGUCAGACUUCAACAUCUUACCCGUUAUGAUCAAUGAAUUGUGUUAUCAUCCAUAACAUGUGUUUUGAUCAUGGUAUUGUGUCAUGAUCAAUGAGUUGUGUUAUGAUUGGAGUAUACUGUGUUAUGAUGAAUCAUUUCUCCAUGUAAAUAUAGCAAUAGUUAUGCUUUCUACACAAAUUUUUAUAGAAGUAAUAUAUUUGUGUACAUUUAGUGUCAAUGUUAUUUGUGUUUAUGAUAUUUAUGUUUUUGAAUGACGAAAUUUUAUAUAAAGCACAGGUUUGAAGCCGAGUGUUGUUAAGAAAGUAUUGUUUAAAUGUAUCAUUGAUUUCUGUUUGGUAAUUGCUUUUUCUAUUGUUUUAAUUACCAUGUUUCCAAUCAGUUCAGGGUAGUACUAUAGAUAUAAUUAUGUUAUACAAGAAGACUGUGCUCUGUUUGCAUAUAUGAUAAACACUUAAAAAUGUUAAAUAUUGAGGCUGCCAGAUUUCUUUUACUUGAAAACACAAGCUGGCAUCUCUUACUUUUUUGUAUUAAAUGGUGCUUCUAGCACAUAGUGGAUAACAUACAAAUUGCCACUCAGUUAUAUAUUUCUGAAUAUGGUGAAAGUAAAUUAUUUGUUGACCUAGAGUUCAGAGGUUCCAUUCCACACAGACCACAAAUUUGACAAAAGUUCACUUUUCCACAUUCUGUUAAAUUUCUGGCAGUGUAAAAUCACUAUAUUUUUAUAGGGGGUUACUGGUGGGGUGGAGAUUUACAUUUUUUUUUCAGAGUGGCAUUAAUAUGAAAAAUUAAAUAUUAAUGAAGAAAUAAAAGUUUCUAUUUAUUUGUUAUAGUAAGUUUAAAUCACAAAUUUAAUUCAUCACUACACAGCAGCCAUUUCAGCCGUAAAACUGCAUUUUAAUUGUUAACAAAAUAAAACAGUCUCACUGUAUUUUCUGGUAAAAAGUCAUAAGCCAGGUUUAAACUUUAAUACAUCCAUCGUCAAAUAUUCAAGGCCCGUCUUUGUGACUGCAAACUUUUUAAGGAUUAGAUGAAAGUAUUUAGUUUUCCAUUUGGUUUCACUUUUCUUAAUUUUAGAAUGUCAGUCUUGUUUGUUAAAAGUGUAUUCAAGAGUAUUUUAUUUCUAGUCUGGCUAGAAUAGUAAAGUAUUUAUGAAAAGUCUGUAGUUAAGAUUAAAUGUGUUUGUUCUUGUUUACUGCAAAUAUGUUAAUGAUGAUCGAAAUUUGAGACCAUUUAUACUGUAAAUUUUCACUAUUUUUUAUAGGUCCAAUACUAAGGAAAGUGAACAUUUUAAUUUCUUUUAAAAAGCACAGAAACUGUUUCAUUUUAUUGGAAAAUGAAAGUUGGUAUGUAGAAAUUCAAAAUAAAUCGCAGUAUAUGUACAAUUAUUUUUCUAUGAAGUAUGAAGAAAGUUAAAAAGACCUGGGGGGUCAUUUUGUCGAUUCAUUGAAAUUUCAACAUAAUACACAUACAUUUCUUUGAGUUCCAAAGACCUUCUGUAAAUUUUGACCUGCCAAUCUUCAUUAUUUAGUGUCUUGCAGAAGUCUAUGCACUGGCUAUGAAAAAAAUUGCCAACUCACUUUCCCUUAGUAAUGGACCUUUAAGAACUUAUGCAUUUACAACCUGGGAACAUCAUCAAUGCACUUCUCCCAUAAAUUCUACUGGAAACUCUCCCAAUGUGUUAAUUUAGAUAUUCUUAUGUAAUUACUAUAAUAUAAUGUCUAAGUCAAUUCAAUUUGGUCUUAGAAAAGGAAAGGGAAUAUUUUUUUCCUGGUCUUAGAAAAGGAAAGGGAAUAUUUUUUUCCCAGUUCUAGGUAUGAAUGUAGAACGUAUUUUGUGAAAUGUAUGGUUUCUUCAUCCAGAAUACUUGUAAACAGACUGGAAUUGUUCAUACUUGACCUUAGUUUAGGACACUUUUGGUCUCAACUUUAAUAUAGUGUAGUAUCAUUUAUAGUAUCAUUUUCUCAUACAUUAUUUUCUUCAGUAUACCAGUUCUUCAGUAACACUUCAAAAUUAGGAACUUUCAUUUUCUCUUUAGUGGUGGUUUCGAUAGUUUUUAUGUUUCAGUAUAUGCUAUUGUGCAGAGCACAUUGGUUUUUAAAAAAAAUUCUAACAUAAAAUUGCUGUUCUUGUGACUUUUAGGGGGUGUUUUAACAGGAUAGAAAAUGUGUGUUAACAGAGAGAUUCUCACGCUCACAUGCUGUUAAAAAACCUUUUUAUAUAUGCGCGUUACAUGGCAAAGCGUAACCGCAUUACAGCCCCAAAACGGAUAAUUCAAAAGGAAAUGACGUAAAUGUGAAAAAAACAACACAAACAUUCUCGUGCGUUUCAUGGAAACUUACUGGCAUUAAGGGAUAAUUUAUUGGUUUAUUUGUUUUUUAUGCAUUUAUGUUAGAAUAGCGUUAAUGCAUGUUCAUUCCCUUGGGAUUCUGCAGAUGUUAUAACACGAAAAAACAUGCGUUAUCCCAACACAAAAAAACACCAACAAUAUUUAACUUUAAAUUUGACCAGUUUUUAUAGAAACUGGGUAAAAUAUCUAUAUAUUGGUUUUUGACGUAUUGUAAUGACGUUGUUUGAAAAUGGAUAUGCCAGUAUAUUUUACAUCCUCAUAUCAUUGUGUCGUUGAUCUGUUUGAAUGUUUUUAUAUGUGAUAGCAUCUUCAUAAUUAUGUCUGUGUAGUCAAUAAUGUAAACAAGCAAUGUAAAAACAGGAAAUAAAAAUAGAAACUGAGAA